UUACUGCGUCCAGUACUACGCGCGAAUCUGUAGCGAGUGGACGUACUAAAAAUGGAGCGUGAUAACUUCGAUACUGAACUUUUUAUAGACGAAAUUGAAAAAAGAGUAGCCAUAUGGGAUAUGGAAUCUUCAGACUAUUCCAAUAGAGUAAUAAAACGUAGGAACUGGGAAGAAAUAGUCGAAAUUUUUUGUGAACCUGGCGAUUCCCAAGAAAAGAAAAAAGCUUUAGGCAUUUCAUUGCAAAAGAAGUGGAAAGGAUUGCGUGAUGGCUUUGUUAGAGAAAUGAAGAAGAUGAAAACCACACCGUCUGGAUCAGGAGCCUCCAGCAAAGCCAAAUAUAUUUAUUUUGAACGUUUGAUGUUCCUCGAACGAUCGACACGGAAUAAAGCUACUGAAAGCAAUAUCAACACCACGUCUGUAACAGCUGAAGAACAAGAAUUUUCUGGCGAUGGGGAAGAUGUAAUGAGACCUCCGCUUAGUCAGGUGAAAAAGAAAAAAAAGCUGAACGCAGCUGAUGAAGAAUUUCUCGCCAUCAUAAACAAAAAUUUAACAUCUAGAAAUCAGCCACAGACAUCAAACCAAAUGGAGUCAGAUGAUGACAAAUUAUUCUGCAUGUCAUUACACAAGGAGCUUAUUAAAAUACCAGAGGAAAACAGACUUCAAACAAAAAUUGAAUUAAUGAAAGUGCUUCAAGCUCAACAAACCAUGUAUGAUAAACCUUCAGCUGUUCGAUCUGCCUACCAACCUUCUACACAAUAUCAUUACCAAGUAGGGCUAACACAACGUGGACAGAGAGAUUAUUUUGAAGAAACAGGAUAUAACACAACAGAAUCUUUAACAUCUUCGUUGUCCCCUGCAACUUAUAAUCGAGGUUAUUUCACUACGCCACGGAAUACUCUCGCCCAAAACACUCUUCCAACAACACCAUCACCGGCAUCUACACAAGAUUCGCAAGAAUCUGAAUUAAUGGAGCUAUACAAUAAUUAA
Pararge aegeria (speckled wood butterfly) is the source of this 987-nucleotide messenger RNA. RefSeq lists its product as uncharacterized. NCBI's taxonomy places the organism in Eukaryota, Metazoa, Arthropoda, Insecta, Lepidoptera, Nymphalidae. The record is from RefSeq and is a predicted model, not a curated record. The coding region runs from base 52 to 987 and encodes 311 amino acids. The transcript is spliced from 2 exons. Gene Ontology annotation, molecular function: DNA binding.